This is a messenger RNA of Aquila chrysaetos chrysaetos, 3312 nucleotides long. RefSeq names its product zinc finger CCCH-type containing 18 (gene ZC3H18). The transcript has 19 exons. Lineage: Eukaryota; Metazoa; Chordata; Aves; Accipitriformes; Accipitridae. Bases 228 to 3239 code for a protein of 1003 amino acids. Gene Ontology annotation, molecular function: metal ion binding. The record is from RefSeq and is a predicted model, not a curated record.
GCAGCAAGUCAGUUAGUUGUGCACAAAGCUUAACUUUGUUGGCUUAAUUGAAGAUGCUGCUCAAACUUUUCAUGAGUUCUAAUUGAAAACAGCACAGCGUAGAGCAAUAAAAACCAGAACUUGAGCCUCCUGCCAACAAUAGGCCCUGUCAAGAGCCACAGAUCCAGAUUGCGUGUCAGUGAAACACUGCACUGCCUUAGAGUAGUGUCCAAGACUAUUGGGUACUGAUGGACGUUUCCGACAGCCCUGAGCGAAACCCCUGCUCUCCUGAUGAAGAGGACCAGCAUCUUUCUGAUGACGAAGUCCUGAAGGAGAGUGGUUCAGACCGGGAACUUGAUGGAGAGGGUGGGCAAGGCAGCGUCCUGGGAGAGGAGGAGGAGGAUGCAGCCAGGGGACUGAGUCAUGGUGAAGAAGAGAACCACUCGGAUGAAGAGGAUCGCUUAAGCGAAACCAAGUCUCAGGAGUCUGACAACAACGAGCAGAGUGGGGAGCUGAAGAGCCCUCCGCCUCGCAAAGGAGAGGAGGAAGACCGGACAAAUGACCUUGGUGAUGAAGCAUCCUCUGUCACCCGCGAACUAGAUGAGCACGAGUUGGACUAUGAUGAGGAAGUUCCUGAGGAACCAAGUGCUGCUGCUGCAGAGGAGGAUGGUGAGAAAGCUGCUGGUGAGGAUGAUGAGGAAGAGGAGAAAGGAGAUGAUGCCCAUGAAGAUGAGAAAAAAUCCAGCAGUAAAAGUGACGAUGAAAAGGAUGGCCAGGAUCCCCUCAAGGAGAAGAAGAAAGAAGAAGAUGAUGGAGAAAUUGAUGAUGGAGAAAUUGAUGAUGAUGACUUAGAAGAAGGAGAAGUUAAAGACCCCAGUGACAGAAAAGUGAGGCCACGUCCCACCUGCCGAUUUUUCAUGAAAGGUCACUGUACUUGGGGCAUGAACUGUCGAUUUAUUCACCCUGGCGUGAAUGACAAAGGAAACUACUCCUUGAUCUCCAAGCCUGAGCCCUUCUCCCCAAACGGUGCUCCACCUAUCGGCCCCCACCCACUGAUGCCAGCCAACCCUUGGGGAGGGCCAGUUGUUGAUGAAAUCUUACCUCCACCCCCUCCAGACCCUCCAACAGAAAGUGCCUGGGAGAGAGGACUCCGGCAUGCUAAAGAGGUGUUAAAAAAGGCAACUAUGAGAAAAGAACAGGAGCCUGACUUUGAGGAGAAGAGGUUCACUGUGACUAUUGGAGAAGAUGAGCGUGAAUUUGACAAAGAAAACGAGUUUUUCCGCGACUGGAAUUACCGCAUCACCAGAGACGUCAGAGAUCCAGCGGAGGUGGACAUCAAAGAAAACAUUAACUAUGGGCUUGAUCCCUAUACAGAUCCCUAUUAUGACUAUGAAAUAGAACGGUUCUGGCGUGGUGGGCAGUAUGAGAAUUUCAGGGUUCAGUAUACAGACCCAGAUCCAUACCGUAACUACAGAGUAAGUAAGGAAAGAGAGCGAGAACGGGAAAGGGAAAGAGAGAACAGACAACGAGAAAGGGAACGCGAGAGGGAGCGGGAACGCGAGCGAGAGCGGCGCCAGCGGGAGCGAGAACGGGAAAGGGAACGGGAGCGUGACAAGGAGCGCCAGCGGCGGAAAGAAGAGUGGGAACGUGAGAGAGAACGAGUGAAGAGAGAUGAAAAAGACAGGCAGCACAGGGACCGGGACAGGGACCGAGACCGGGACAGGGACCGGGAACGUGAAAAGGAGAAAGAAAAACCAAAGCCCCGAUCCCCGCUGCUACCAAGCCGUCAGCCUGAGCCACCAAAGAAGGAGAAGGAGGCAACCACAAUUACCACCACUCAGUCGAAGAGAGCAGAUGAAUGGAAGGACCCCUGGCGCCGAUCCAAGUCCCCCAAAAAGAAACUUGGUGUGUCUGUGUCUCCCAGCCGUGCGCGUAGGCGCCGAAAAACCUCUGCUUCUUCAGCAUCUGCUUCUGGCUCUUCAAGGUCCUCUUCUCGUUCAUCCACCUAUUCUGGUUCAGGUUCCUCGCGAUCUCGUUCCAGAUCAUCUUCUUACAGCUCUUACUCUAGUCGCUCUUCAAGACACAGCUCUUUCUCAGGCAGCAGGUCCAGAUCACGGUCCUUCUCAUCUUCACCCUCUCCUUCUCCAACACCGUCUCCACAUAAGCCGCUUGCAAAAGCUAAAGGGGAGUUAUUACCACCUGCUGGUAAAGGUGAAAAAUCUGUGAAGAAACUAGCUGCCCUUCCAGUCCCUCAGCCACUCACUAAAAUUACAACAGCUGCACCAGAGCCAGCCAAACCAGGGGAUAAUCGAGAGGCAAGAAGGAAGGAACGUCAGACAAGGACUCCACCCAGGAGGCGGACUAUCAGCGGCAGCAUCAGUGGCAGUGCCAGCAGCUACAGUGGUUCCAGUUCCCGAUCUAGGUCCUUGUCUCGGUCUCUCUCCAGAUCUCAUUCCAGAUCAUCAUCUGCCUCAGUCUCCCACUCCCCAUCUGGGUCCAGGAAAUCCAGGUCCCUGAGCGUGAGCAGCGUUUCUUCUGUCUCUAGUGCCUCCUCUAGCAGCAGCUCUGUACGCAGCGCCGACUCCGAAGACAUGUACGCAGACUUGGCCAGUCCUGUUUCCUCAGCCAGCUCCCGAUCCCCAACCCCAGCGCAGCAGAAGAAAGGUAGAGGAAAGUCAAAAAAAGAAGAUAGCGCUAAAGAGGAGAAGCGGAAACGGGAUGUGCCUGCUCAGCUCCUGAAAUCAGCCAAGACCACCCAGGGGAGCAAAUCGCAGCAGCUCCUCCAGACCCAGCAGCCCUCAGCCCCCCAGUCUCAGCAAGGGGGCUUCAGCGCUCACAAAGAGAUCAAACUGACGCUUUUGAAUAAGGCAGCUGACAAAGGAAGCAGGAAGAGAUACGAGCCAGCAGACAAAGACAGGCCGACCUCUCCUCCAGCCAAACGGGCGAACCUGUCACCUGACAGAGGCUCUCGUGACAGGAAGGCAACCGGGAGACUCUCUUCACCCAAGCAAGAGCGACAGAGAGGCCAGAACCCGAAACCUUCUCCUGCACAGACAGACAGGAAACGCCAGCUCUCGCCUCAGUCCAAGAGCUCCAGCAAAGUCACGAGCGUACCGGGCAAAGCAUCCGAGCCAGGCCCCACGGGUGCCAAGGCGGGCAAGUCCAGCACCCUGUCGCGACGGGAGGAGCUCCUGAAGCAGCUUAAGGCGGUGGAAGAUGCCAUCGCUCGCAAGCGGGCCAAAAUCCCGGGGAAAGUAUAGUGGGCCGUGCGCGGAGCGCCGCUCUGCCCUUUAGUGACUGUUCAUGUUUUUAUAAAUAGUGUAAAAGCGGCCA